CAGUUGAAGCAACCGGUAGUAUUUUUACGUUGUAACAACCGAGAACAGUAUGAGAGUUUCGAAUAUAAUAGCGUUUUUCUUUUUGAUAGUAGUGGGCUGUGUAAGCGUAAAUUCGUUACAAGCGUCUUUUCGAAAUGUCAUAUCGUCAGCGAAAGAUAUAGGCGUGGGUGUAGUUAAAGAUGUCGCAAAUAUAUUGCCCACCCCCAAAGGCAUGUUCGAAGCAAGCAAGCAGUUAAUAGCUGGAUAUCCUUUUGAAUUUGUGAGCGGCGCUAUCAAUCAAAUUUGUUCUGCGGCACUUUCUUCAGAAACAAUCUCACCAAAAAUUACUCCAAACAUAAGCGUUAUGCAGUUUCAGUUAUGUACCGCUUGCAAUAAGUAUAAUUACUCCCUUUUAAAUGCAGAAGAUAUGUGGAAGAGUCCAGAGUUUGAUUCUAAGAAAAAGGUUGUCAUUUUUGCGACCGGUUGGACUACUACAAUUAAUGACAACAAAGCUAUUGAAACAAUGGCUAAAGCCUACAACUGUCGAGGCGAUGUGAAUUUUGUGGCUCUCGAUGCUGGCAGAUUUGUGGAUACACUUUAUACAUGGUCAGCUUUUAAUACUGAUGAGAUCGGUUUAAACUUGGCCAAAGGUUUGGUGAAGCUCUCUAAAAUUGUAUCAGUGGAAAAAAUACAUCUGAUGGGUCAUAGCUUAGGUGCACAUAUUGUAGGAGCAGCUGGUCGUUACUUUCAGCAACUUAGUGGAUCACUAAUACCAAGGAUUACUGGUUUAGAUCCAGCGAAACCUUGCUUUAAUGAAGGUGCAACUCUCUCUGGUCUAUUGCGAGGCGAUGCAGAUUUUAUAGAUAUCAUACAUAGCAAUCCUGGCGUGCUUGGUAAACGUGAUCCAAUGGGCGAUAUUGACUUUUAUCCUGGUGGCUUAGAUCCUCUACCAACUGGUUGUGUAUCUGUAGUAUGUGCGCACGAACGUGCAUGGAGAUAUUUUGCCGAAAGUGUUUAUCCUGGCAGUGAAGCCAACUUUUUCGGUAAAAGGUGUACAUCACUGACACGUUUACGUGAAGGCAAAUGUCCAGGCUAUGACGUUCCAAUGGGAUUUGCAGUUCCACGCAAUGCUAAAGGAAAUUACUUUUUAGAAGUUAAUGGUGCAGAACCGUUUGGAAAAAAUGGAGCUAAAGCUCUUAUGAAUUUGCAAAAAGAGUGUGGCUUAUGUAAAACAGAAACAAAAAGGUUUGCAAAAGGGUUAUUUGGAUAAUAUUUCCUUAAGUGAAUUAUAAUUCUAAUAUAACUUUCAAGAUAUAUAUUGUAAUCAGAAUCAGAUUUGCAACAUUUGAAUUAGUAAAUAUGUUUUUUAUUAUUAUUAUUGUGAUACAUAUA
Teleopsis dalmanni is the source of this 1371-nucleotide messenger RNA. RefSeq names its product vitellogenin-1-like. The record is from RefSeq and is a predicted model, not a curated record. The coding region runs from base 50 to 1249 and encodes 399 amino acids. Gene Ontology annotation, biological process: lipid metabolic process. Gene Ontology annotation, molecular function: lipase activity. Lineage: Eukaryota; Metazoa; Arthropoda; Insecta; Diptera; Diopsidae. The transcript is spliced from 3 exons.